Camellia sinensis is the source of this 988-nucleotide messenger RNA. Its product is annotated as Thioesterase superfamily protein. Lineage: Eukaryota; Viridiplantae; Streptophyta; Magnoliopsida; Ericales; Theaceae. Gene Ontology annotation, molecular function: fatty acyl-CoA hydrolase activity. The record is from RefSeq and is a predicted model, not a curated record.
UGAAUAAGAAUGACGAAGAAAAAUAAUGGGGAAUGUGUAGUGGACUGAUGAGUAUAUAAUUGAGAGAAACAGUAAAUUGAGAGAGCCAAGAUAAGGAUUGAGGAAUGGAGAAUAAGGGCAUGAGCAAAGACUGUCGAAAGUUUUGAUGCUUUUAUGAAACGGGUCGGAGCCUCCGAUACCAUUGCUCCAGAAUGCGAAACCAAGGAUUUCUUCUCCGAUUUCAUGAGAGGACUCCUCAAGGUCGAUCGCAUCGAUCGUGGCCGAGUCUCCUGCUUCCUCUCCGUCAAACCCUCCGCUACGAAUGUUUAUGGUGGAUUGCAUGGAGGGGCUGUUGCAUCUGUGGCAGAGAUGGUGUCAAUUGCUUGUGCCAGAACUGUUGUAGGCAAAGAUAAGGAGCUCUUUCUUGGAGAAUUGGGCAUCUCUUAUCUGUCUGCUGCUCCCCGCAAUGCAGAAUUGAAUGUUAAUGCAUCUGUGGUAAGAAGUGGGAGAAACUUGACUGUAAUUGCAGUUGAGUUCAAAGUGAAGGACUCUGAGCGUUUAGCUUAUACUUCUCGCGCUACCUUCUACAACAUGCCUGUUGCAAGUUUGUGAAGUUCCCCUUAUGCCAACACAUGAAGGAUGAAUGUCUAGAUAUGUUCGAUGAUAAAAUGACAAAUGAUGGAUUGAUGCAGUAGAAGUGCUAACUGCUUGGAAUUGGAACACUGGAACUACCAUUUAUUAGAUGCCGAUGCAAAUGUUGAGAUAAUCUCAAACAUAUGCAAAGAGGAACAAAUAAGGAGAUAAUAAAUUAUCCAGUAUGUUGCUAAUCAUAUUAUGUUCAAGCAGUAUUUGACACCAAAGUUCCCAAAAAGCUUAGUUUUAUGUACAAGACUUUUGCACAUAUGUAUAUUUGUGUAAUUGCUAGCUCUCAUAUUAAAUUGGAACUAAAAUAUUAGUUCUAUUCAUCAGAGCAUAUAUAUCCAAUCUUGAAUACUUGAUGUUUGAUCGG